AUGCCUGCGCUGAUCGGAGAGUAUCUGGUAUCUUUCAAACCCGCAGUGGGUGCGCUUUCGUCCCCAGAUGCGUUCGUUUCCAAUGGUCUCCAACGUAUUCCCCUUGCAGGUUGUGCCGAGCUGGAGCCGGGAGACGUUAUUGGAGUGUCUGCCGCGCCUCUGCUACGAGUACCGGUGGGAACCCUGAAGGCGGCACCAACUCCGAUUCCUACCGGCCCCACAACCUCUACAUCACCACCUCGGGUCAACGUCGUUGGCCUCAAGUCCGGGACUCACCGCUCUACGGACCCAGCCUCCGCCCCACCUCCCCUGAAGCCGCUUCCACAAGAACUACUUGACCGCUUUUCUGAGGCACAGCGCUCCAGCUUCAUGCGCUUGUGGGCCAGGCUGCCCGCACAUAUGCACGAUAUCGCUUUCGAUCUAUACAAUCCGGGAUGGACGCCGGAGGCUCUUGAUCGUUUGGCCGACGCACUUGUGGAGUAUUCUGACGUGUUCUCUACUUCGAAAACCGAUUUUGGUUCCUGCACAAUCAUGCCGUUCACUCUUUCUGUCCCCGUGGCAUCAAGCCCGCAUCGUAUCAACCCGUUGAUGCAAAAGAAAGUGGAUGCCAUUUUGGACCAGCUUCUCCUUUGGUCGUCAUCCCCAAGAAGGAGGGAUCGGUUCGCAUCAUCNUUGGACCAGUAUUUGGCGGCAGGGCUUCUUCAGCAUUCCACGUCUUCGUUGGGUUCUCCUUUGGUCGUCAUCCCCAAGAAGGACGGAUCGGUUCGCAUCAUCGUCAAAUACAAGCGUCUCAACGCCCUGGUGGAUUUGGAUGGACAACCUCUCCCUCGAGUGGACGGUAUCUUGGAUUCUCUGUACACCGGGAAAGUGUUCUCCAUCUUCGACCUCAACUCGGCUUUCCAACAGAUUGUUUGCGAUGAAGACGCUGUCCCGCUCACCGCCUUUUGCACUCCCACGCAGUUGUUCGAAUGGCUUCGAAUGCCGCAGGGAGCCAACGCAAGUCCGUCUUGGAUCGUCAAGGUCAUCAGCAGAGUGGUGCACGCUCUGGAGCGUGUGCUUGCGUUUCUGCACGAUGUCAUCUGUUUCGAUGAGGAACCUCUGGGACACGUGGUCAACCUGAUAGGGUUCUUCAAACGGCUGCGACAGGCGCUAACGCAGAUGCCGCCGACGACGAAUGUUAAGCAGCUUCGGAGCCUUCUCGGUGGACUCAGUUACUACCGGAAAUUCCUCAAGAAUCUCGCCACCAAGGUGCGGCCUCUCGACUCUCUUCUCAAACAGGACGUUCCCUUCAAGUACACCCCGGGCAUGGUCAAGGUUGUCAAAACGUUGUUGAGCGAACUCGCUCGUCCCCNGUUCGAAUGGCUUCGAAUGCCGCAGGGAGCCAACGCAAGUCCGUCUUGGAUCGUCAAGGUCAUCAGCAGAGUGGUGCACGCUCUGGAGCGUGUGCUUGCGUUUCUGCACGAUGUCAUCUGUUUCGAUGAGGAACCUCUGGGACACGUGCUCAACCUGAUAGGGUUCUUCAAACGGCUGCGACAGGCGCUAACGCAGAUGCCGCCGACGACGAAUGUUAAGCAGCUUCGGAGCCUUCUCGGUGGACUCAGUUACUACCGGAAAUUCCUCAAGAAUCUCGCCACCAAGGUGCGGCCUCUCGACUCUCUUCUCAAACAGGACGUUCCCUUCAAGUACACCCCGGGCAUGGUCAAGGCAGCAAUCGAGGACAACAGCCGUCCUCUCCGUUUGUGUUCCGACGCGUGUACCGACGGCUUUGGCGCCUCCUUGGAACAAGAACAACUCGAUGGCUCGGUGAGACCCCUUGAGUACACCAGCCGCGCUACUCUCCCUGCCGAGCGUAACUGGACCGUUCUAGAUCUGGAGGCCGGUGGCAUUGUUUGGGCCAUCAAACGCCUUCGCGGUUAUCUGUGGUCGACCAAGUUCAUCAUCUAUUCGGACAACAAAGCCUUGGAGAGCAUUGGCAAGGUUGGGGAACAAAACGCUAGGGUGCAACGAUGGCUCGAAUUCCUAUCCAACUUCACCUACACCCUAAAAUAUCGGGAAGGUUCCGCAAACGGCAAAGCGGAUUUUCUUCUGCCUUUACCUACCCGCAGAGCUUUCGCGUUAUGUUCUGCACUCGUUCGGAGAUAA
Molecule: messenger RNA, 2142 nt
Organism: Ectocarpus sp. CCAP 1310/34
Lineage: Eukaryota; Phaeophyceae; Ectocarpales; Ectocarpaceae
Source: the annotation of a GenBank genome assembly